Messenger RNA from Nomia melanderi (Alkali bee), 4420 nucleotides. RefSeq names its product anion exchange protein Ae2 (gene Ae2). Gene Ontology annotation, cellular component: plasma membrane. The record is from RefSeq and is a predicted model, not a curated record. Lineage: Eukaryota; Metazoa; Arthropoda; Insecta; Hymenoptera; Halictidae. Gene Ontology annotation, biological process: transmembrane transport; bicarbonate transport; regulation of intracellular pH. Gene Ontology annotation, molecular function: solute:inorganic anion antiporter activity; monoatomic anion transmembrane transporter activity.
GGAAGUCGGUGCGGUAAACGGCGAGAGUCCAGAGACGCUCGGUGCCCGAACAGUCCGUCAGUGACAGUGCGUUCGCGAACACGGAUUCCCCGGCGGCCUGUUGGUCCGGAUCGGCUCGUAAACUCUCGAACCAACCGUCGUCUCUCCGCGCCGCGUGCCCGCCGCGCUAGAAGAGGAAGGGACACGAGAGACAGACACAGACCGCUGGUGUUCGCUGGAACGCCGACACCGUGUGUGUGCUUGUACACGGUUCGCCCUCCUGGCAACGCGGUGUCGCUCGAAAACAAUGCCACGAGCACGUCCGAGUGGUUAGACGCGUGACCAAGGGAAUCAUCACCGGGAAACCGUCGAACGCUUCUCGCUACGCGGACCGGGCCAGACGGCCACGCUGCAAACAGGAACGGCUCGCCGCGCAUCGAUUACACGCAAGGCUAGCAGAACGGAGCUGCCAUCUCAGCGACUCCUCCACAUGUGGACAUCGCCGUCCCGACUCAGGAUCGGCCGAGCACCCAGGAAAAAGACGACACCUUAAGCUCUAGCUGCUGCCGGCAGCUACCGCGACUGGUGAACAAUGGAGAGCACCAGGAGGAAGCUGUCCUUCCUUGGCUUUGGUAAAAGGGUAUCGGUCGACGGUCAUGGCGCGGAAACGGGACCGGAACUCGACGAGGAGAUGGAGAAGGUUUUCGCGAUGGACGCCGGGGAGAAGUUCGACGUAGCUCGGCUCGGAUCGCCCUCCGAAUCGGCUGGAUCCGAUCGAGAUCGAGAUCGGGACCGAGGACCACCACCGCGAUAUGGCGAUCACGAUCUCAAUCAACACCGAAAAAGAAGUUACCCACAUCCGUACAUGCCCCUGAAAAGCCUUCAUUCCAGAUCUAUGCGACGGCACCUCUCACCCGAAGGAUCCACAGCGGAAGUCGGGCAAGAAGAGGAGAACGGACAGGUGCAGGUCGGAAAUGGCGGCGGUCAGGAGGGAGAGACGCAGAUGGACAACGGACUGUCGUCGAGCAGCGUGCCCGACGUCGACGAGGAGACCGCGGAGGAGAUGGAGAACGUUCUCAGCAGCGAGAGCGAGGCGCCGAUCUCCGAGAGGGCUGCUUCCGGUUUCAGCGACAGCCCGCCGAUCGGUAGCCCCAGGGUUCAGUUCGAGAACAUCAAGGAGGAGGACGUAUCCGCGUCGAAGCAGGACGAGGCGCCGGCCGUUGGCGCACCGGCCGGCCACGACGAGGACCGGAAGUGUCGGAGGCACCAGAAACACGAGCACAAAAGACACCACCACAAGUCCCGGAAGUACUCGCUGCAGGAGGACCCGCAAUGGCGGAAGCGGUCGGGAGCGGGUCUCCCGGACGGCUCGAGCGUGUUCGGUCGCCGCGUCAGCGUUCAGCCGGAGGAAGCGAGCACGCUCCAGGAGCUGGACAUCGACGACCUGGAGUCGCACAGGAGCGACGAUCCGCGCGGCAUGAGGCGGCACAAGGCUGCCUACUCGACCGUGCAGAUCGGCCGGAAGAAAGAAGGCGGUAUCCCCCAUGACACCUUCAAGAAGAUGUACGACCACUCGCCGCACGAGGUGUUCGUGCAACUCGACGAGCUGCACGGUGUCGGCGAGGAGCGUGAAUGGCGGGAGACCGCUCGAUGGAUCAAAUACGAGGAGGACGUCGAAGAAGGCGCGGACAGAUGGGGCAGGCCCCACGUAGCUUCCCUCAGCUUCCACUCGUUGCUGAACCUGCGCAGAUGCCUGGAAACCGGCGUGGUCCUGCUCGACCUGGAGGGCAAGGAUCUGCCCGGCCUCGCGUACCGGGUCGUCGAGCAGAUGGUCAUGGAGGAGCUGAUUCUGCCGGAAGACAGGGCCGUGAUCAUCAGGGCCCUGCUGCUCAGGCAUAAGCACGUGCACGAUCACGAUCGCGGCUUCCGGUUCGGCGGCAAGAGGAACUACUCCAGCUACAACAGCCUUCAGUCCGUCGGUCUGGAGGAGGAAGACGCUGCGCGGGAAGCCUCUGAGAACCAUGUAACCGAACAUAAUUUGAACGACGCGAAGCCGAAGAUCGUCUCGUCGAACCUGGUUCUGGACACCAACCACACGGUGGUCGACAUGAAAGAGGAGCUGACGUACACCAGCAGCAACGAGGACUUGAAGAAGAACCAGAACGAGUACAUCCUGAAGAGAAUCCCAGCUGGCGCCGAGGCGACGAUCGUCCUGGUCGGCGCGGUCGACUUCCUCGACCAGCCGACGAUCGCCUUCGUCAGGCUGGCGGAGGGUGUGAUCAUGCCCUCGAUCACGGAGGUGAACAUACCGGUGAGAUUCAUGUUCACGUUGCUGGGCCCGAGGAACGCCGACCUGGACUACCACGAGAUCGGCAGGUCGAUCGCCACGCUGAUGGCCAACACGUCGUUCCACAAGAUCGCGUACAAAGCGAACGAGAGGCGCGAGCUGUUGUCGGCCAUCAACGAGUUCCUGGACGACUCGAUCGUGUUGCCCCCUGGCGAUUGGGAGAGGCAGGCGUUGCUGCCGUUCAACGAGCUCAAGGCCAAGAGCGAGGCUAUCAGGAAACGCAAGGCCAAAGCCCUCGAGGAGAAGAGUAAGCCUAUACAGAGCGAGGCUGCGGUUAAGAAAGCUCUUCUCGCUGGCGAGGAAGAGAAGAAACCUCCCGGCGACGACGAUCCCCUGCGCAGAACGAAGCGGCCGUUCGGCGGGCUGAUCAACGACAUCAAGAGACGCUACCCGUUCUACCUGUCCGACUUCACGGACGGCCUGAACUCGUCCUGCCUGGCGGCCGCGAUCUUCAUGUACUUCGCCGCCCUGUGCACGGCGAUCACGUUCGGCGGUCUGAUGAGCGACAAGACGCACAACGUGAUCGGUAUAUCGGAGACCCUGGUCUCCGGCUCCUGGACCGGAGUCGUGAUGGCUCUGUUCUCCACCCAACCCCUGGUAAUUAUCGGCACGACCGGCCCCCUGUUGCUCUUCGACGAGAGCUUGUACAACUUCUGCCUGGCGAACGAGCUUGAGUUUCUCACGGUGAGAGUCUACGUAGGGGCUUGGAUGGGGAUCAUCGCGCUAGCCAUCGCCAGCGUCGAGGGAUCAGUACUGGUCAGGCUGUUCACCCGGUUCACCGAGGAGAUCUUCACCGGCCUGAUCUCCCUCCUCUACAUCGUCGAGACCUUCAUCAAGCUGUACAAUUACUUCGUGAAGAAUCCGCUGCUGGAGGAGUACAGCUUCGUCCCGGAGACGAACGAGACCAUGUACUGGAACACGGAAGUGAACGUCACCGAGAUGAAGGUGGUGUCGCCAAACACCGGCGAGUCGGUGGUCAUCCCGAUGGAGGAGCCCGAGAUCUUGAUACCCGGCCGCAACGCCGUCGGUUUACUGAUCAAUCAACCGAACACCGCGCUGAUGUGCACGAUACUGUGCCUCGGCACGUUCCUCGGCGCCUACUACCUGCGAAUCUUCCGUAACAGUCAUUACCUCGGCCGGAGCGCUAGGAGGGCUUUCGGUGACUUCGGUGUGCCGAUCAGCAUCGUCGUGUUCGCGCUGAUCGACUACGUGGCGAGGGUGAAGACGGAGAAGCUGUUGGUCCCCGAGGGACUGUCCCCGACGAUACCCGGGAGAAGCUGGAUCGUCUCGCCCGUCGGAGUCCAUAAACCUAUACCACUGUGGAUGGCUAUGGCCUGCAUUGUGCCAGCGUUGCUGGUUUACAUUCUCGUUUUUAUGGAAACUCAGAUCUCCGAGCUGAUCAUCGACAAGAAGGAGCGAAAGCUGCGGAAGGGUAACGGCUAUCACAUGGAUAUAGUGGUGGUGUGCUUGAUGAACGUUGGGUGCGGCUUGAUGGGCGCCCCAUGGUGUUGCGCCGCUUCUGUCCGUUCGCUAACGCACGUGUCGGCGGUAACGGUGAUGUCCCGCACCCACGCGCCCGGCGACAAGCCGCACAUCGUCGAGGUGAAGGAGCAGAGGGUGAGCGCCCUGCUGGUCGCCAUAUUGAUCGGCGUGAGCGUGCUGAUGGCGCCGUUGCUGCGGCGCGUACCAAUGUCCGUCCUCCUGGGAGUGUUUCUCUACAUGGGCAUCUCGUCGACGAACGGUGUGCAACUGUUCGACCGGGUGAAGCUGUUCUUCAUGCCGGUGAAGCAUCACGGGACCGCGAACUACGUCCGCCGGGUGCAGACGUACAAGAUGCACAUCUUCACCCUGAUACAGAUUCUGUGCCUGACCGUGCUGUGGAUCGUGAAGAGCACCAGAGCAGCACUGGCGCUCCCGUUCUUCCUGAUUCUAAUGAUACCACUCAGGGCUCAGAUGAGCCACUUUUUCACCGCCGCUGAGCUUAGGGCACUCGACAGUAAAGGUUCCGAACAUGAGACUUUCGAGGACGAGCCAGACUUCUACGAGGAAGCUCCGUUACCUGGUUAGAUAGUGCCUUAUUCGACUUACCCCCUC